CUUGCACACUUAUUGCAACACCAACUGAGUAGGCAUGUCAACGACCCAGAAAAAGACAGCAGAAGAGAACAAGGCGUGAGAGAAUCAGCACACGCUGCACUUGUAUACUUAUAUGGAGGAGUGGAACCGGCACUAGUACUAGAACGAAACGAUGAGCAAUGGUCAUGGCAUUCUUGCGGCGUGGAUUUGUUCUAUGCUAAUCGCUUCUCAGGCUGCGUUGCAGUACAUAUGUAUAUCAGAUUGGAUAUAUACGUGCAGAACUACGCCGUCGGUGGCGUGGUUAACUACCAUAUACAUCACCAUUAUUGCGAAGAUAUCCUGCUAUAUGUUAGAACAAAGGGCGCGAGCUUGAUACGGU
Paraphaeosphaeria sporulosa is the source of this 358-nucleotide messenger RNA. RefSeq lists its product as uncharacterized. The record is from RefSeq and is a predicted model, not a curated record. Bases 152 to 352 code for a protein of 66 amino acids. The transcript has a single exon. Lineage: Eukaryota; Fungi; Ascomycota; Dothideomycetes; Pleosporales; Didymosphaeriaceae.